CUACUAUAUCGGUAUAGAUAAACCCUAAACAAAACAAAAGAAAAAAGCCGCUCCUUUUGUAUAGCAGAAUUUGCUACUACUCACAUAUAUCAUUUACUCUAAAUAGCUUCAAAUCAGAGUUUUUGAAAGAUAAAAGAAAUGGCUUUCAUUCUUGAAGUGCCGCUGAAUCUAGUUGGACGACAACAGAAACUUGUCUCGUUUUCAACAAGUAGAAGUUCAUCAAACUUUGUUACUUUUAGUAGACGAAACCAGAGGUGCCUAUUCUCAAUAUCAGCGACACUAAACACGCCGGUUCAGAGCUUUGAUGAAAAGCACUUGGCUCGUGUGAAUGAUGUUGCUAUUCCGAUCAUGGUCAAUAGUUGUAUGGGGAAAAUGGGUCAGGCGAUUAUUGAAGCUGGAAUAUCUGCAGGACUUCAUAUUGUUCCGACAUCAUUUGGAAUAGAACGAGAUGCUGGAAAAACAGUUCAAGUGGGAGGGAAAGAUAUUCAAGUACACGGGCCUUCUGAUAGAGAGUCCACUCUAGCAUCUGUUCUCAAAGAAUACCCAAAUCUGAUUGUUGUUGACUUCACAGUACCUAAUGCCGUGAAUGAAAAUGCUGAAUUAUAUUGCAAAACUGGAGUGCCUUUUGUGAUGGGAACCACUGGUGGAGAUAGGGAUCUAUUGUACAAAACUGUUCAAGAUUCAAACCUUUAUGCUCUCAUCUCUCCUCAAAUGGGCAAACAGGUUGUGGCAUUCCUUGCAGCCAUGGAAAUUAUGUCCAAGCAAUUUCCUGGAGCAUUUACCGGGUAUAAGCUAGAGGUACUGGAAUCUCAUCAGCAUACCAAGUUGGACACAUCUGGAACAGCAAAAGCCGUCAUCUCCUGUUUUCAGAAACUGGGAGUUUCGUUUGAUGUAGAUCAGGUACAAUUGAUACGAGAUCCAAAGCAACAGGUUGAAAUGGUUGGUGUUCCUGAAGAGUAUCUUGAUGGACACGCGUUCCAUAUGUACCAUCUCACAUCUCCUGACGGAACAGUUUCUUUUGAGUUCCAACACAAUGUUUGUGGGAGAUCAAUUUAUGCAGAAGGUGCCAUUGAUGCUGCACUUUUUCUUGCUAAGAAGAUUCAAUCAAAAGCUGAUAAGAAGAUAUAUGACAUGAUUGAUGUCUUACGUGAGGGUAGCAUGCGUUAAUAGACGGCCGUAUUAAUAAUCAGCUUAGAGGUUUAUUCAUUAUGUAGAAUCUUCUGGUAGCUCUUUUCAAAAGAUUUGGUUGUGGGUAAAAGUCGGUCAUCUCGUUCUGUUUUAGUAGUUAGUGUAUGAGGGUUAUUUUGUAACAAAUCUAACAAAACUUUUGUUAGUUUCAUCCUAAAAUGUGAGCCCGGUGAUCAAAUUAGGAUAUGCAUCUUCUUCGGUUGUAUACAGGAAGAAGAGACGGUAUUGUAUUCAAAAUUUAGUUAAUUGAUAAUUACUUAUUUAGUGGUUGUGAUGGAAA
Molecule: messenger RNA, 1468 nt
Organism: Erigeron canadensis
Lineage: Eukaryota; Viridiplantae; Streptophyta; Magnoliopsida; Asterales; Asteraceae
Product: 4-hydroxy-tetrahydrodipicolinate reductase 2, chloroplastic-like
Exons: 9
Coding region: 139-1167 (342 amino acids)
Cellular component (GO): chloroplast stroma
Molecular function (GO): NADPH binding; 4-hydroxy-tetrahydrodipicolinate reductase activity
Source: RefSeq, a predicted model, not a curated record